GAGAGCCUCGGAGCUGCGGCGGCGCAGGAGGGGGCGGUUCGGCGAGGGCGCGGCCUCUGGGAGGGGGGACGCGCGACACGCAUUCCCCGUGCUCUCCCGGGCCACUCGGGAAGCUCGCGGCAGCCCGCUGCCCCACUGGGCCACCCUCUCCGCGAUCCUUCUUUGCACCUACCUCCUCUUGUCACCUCCCGUCUCACCCUCCUCGCUCCAUCCUACCCUCCCACCCCCCCAUCGCAUUCCCAGCCACCCGAGCGCCUCUGAGAGCAGGAGGUGCUGCGCUGGGCUGCAGGGCGCGCCCUCCAAAGGUCCCCAGCUCGACAUUGGGGGGCCACGAGCGACAGCAUGGACACCAAGCGCUGCUUCGCCAACCGCUUCGAUGACUACCAGGGCAGCCUGCUGGCGGGCCAGUGCGAGGAGGCAGUGGCGCCCUUGGUCACCUCUACCAUCGAACGCAUCCUUCAGGAGCUGCCCCCUCUGGGGGGCGGCGCUGAAGCCCGAGGGGCGACGGCGGCGGGCAGCAGCUGCCAGGGGGGUCUGUACAGCGGCGUGGCCGGGGUGGCCUACAUGCUCUACCACGUCUCGCAGAGCCCGCUUUUCGCCGGGGCCCGAGAGCGCUACCUGCGCUCCGCCAAGCGCCUCAUCGACGCGUGCUCCCGCUCCGAAGAGUGGGGCGAGCCGGACGCCGACACCCGCGCCGCCUUCCUGCUGGGGGGCGCGGGCGUGCACGCGGUGGCCACGCUGGUGUACCACGCCCUGGGCCGCUCCGACUACGUGCAGCCCCUCAGCAAGUUCCGGGCUCUCUGCGCCGUCUGCGCGCCCGUCUCCUUCCUGGAGUGCGGCUCCGACGAGUUGUUCGUGGGCCGCGCCGGCUACCUGUGCGCCGCGCUGGUGCUCAAGCAGAAACUCGCCCAGGAGGUACUGACCCCAGCACAAAUUAAAUCAAUAUGCCAGGCAAUUCUGGACUCUGGGAAGCAGUACGCUCUGAAGAAGAGAAAACCAUUCCCUCUGAUGUAUUCUUACUAUGGAACUGAAUAUUUGGGGGCAGCUCAUGGCCUGUCAUCCAUUCUCCAGAUGCUUCUUUCUUACCAUGAACAUCUCAAGCCUUCAGAUCAGGAGCUGGUGUGGCAGAGUGUGGACUUCCUCAUGGAACAGGAACAGAAUUGCAACUGGCCUCCUGAGCUCGGAGAGACCAUCGAGAGAGAGAACGAACUGGUCCACUGGUGCCACGGUGCUCCAGGAAUUGCUUAUCUGUUUGCCAAAGCUUAUCUCGUUUCCAAGAAACCACAGUACCUGGACACAUGUAUCCGGUGUGGGGAGCUAACAUGGCAGAAAGGCCUGCUGAAGAAGGGGCCAGGAAUUUGCCACGGUGUAGCCGGCAGUGCCUAUGUUUUCCUUCUGCUGUACCGUCUUACAGGAAACUCCAAGUACAUCUACCGUGCCCAAAGGUUUGCUCAAUUCUUAUUCACUGAAGAGUUCAAAGCCGGUUCACGGGUUCUUGAGAGCAUAUACAGCUUGUACGAAGGCUUCUCUGGCACUGUUUGCUUUCUCAUUGAUUUGCUGCAGCCCAAUCAGGCUGAAUUCCCUCUCUUCAGUGUCUUUGUUUAAAAGGUUCCAUCUCCCAUCGCAGCCUGGCAGAAGUCCCCUCAAGAUUUCCUGAGCCUCCUCUAGGCACUUUUCCUCGUAAUCCACAUCCAAUGGUAUCACCACCAUGAGCCUUCCCAUGGCUGCCAGAGGAACGAGGUCCACCUGAUGAAGAAAGUGUGAUACCAGACUAGAGAGAGAGCCUGCCAAAGAUGCCACAACUCAUGUAAAAACCACAGAUUUAACGUUUCAGGGGAGAGAUGUGAAAACCCAGGAUCAGAGAGAAAAGUGAAAGAAAAAGAAUGUUUUUCAGUUUGUGACACCGAAGGCAAAAUGAACUGGAGAUGAUGGAGACGGAAUGCCAGCCCGUUCCAACUGGAGAGCAGAUUGGACCAUCUGUGCAGCUCCACCCCUCAAUUCGGGAGCGAAGACGAUCUAAAUAAUCUAAAAAUAUAUCAAAUAAUUCUGCCCUGUUAAAAACUGUUAGCAGGGAUCAAGUGUCAGGAUGAAGGACAUGAAAAGGAACCCUUGAUUGUCCUGGGCCAUUUUUCUGAGUGGAGAUAUUUGCAUAUGUAUGUGGGUUGUUUUUUUUUUUUUAAAUCACUAUCCUGGGCACUUUAAAAACAUCAUAUCAUAACUUAUUUUAAAUCCUGAAAUUUGAAGCUUCCUUAGGCCUUAGAAUAUCUCUUUCCCUAGUUUUGUUUUCUUUCCUAGAGCUCAGAACAGUAAGAUUCAGGGCGGAAAGGAGUGUAGUUUGAGUGACAGCCUAAGCUUAGUAGCUUAGGGGCGUGGCUUGUUUAGCAUGCAGUUCCAUGUCUAGCGCUGCAAACAAAAAGGAAGACAGGAAAAUUCAUAUCUAGCAAAUAAGUGUUUUUAUCAUGUGUUUGUCUCGAUUUGAAGUGUGACCUGUAGAUUGUAUAUGCUAGUAAUUCUUCAAAUGCCUUUAUCUUUAUAAUCUCUAUGAAGCUAUUAGACUGUAAAAUAUGCUCUCUGUGAUAAUCAUUCAUCUAAAAAUCAGGGUAACUACCACAAAGGUAAGUCAUUUCUGUCUUUCUUAAAAUACUGAGAAUACUGUGAAAGACAUGGAAUGAGGAAAGUGCAAGUCGUUCUAGAAAGAAUGUUGCUCCAUUUUAUCUGAUUAGAUUAAGAAUGGAAUGAACUCCCUGGCUGGUCACCUUACCUUGCAAAACACAGGACAUGCUAGAGCUUGGCUAUCAUACCAGUUGAUUCUAGUUACCAUAUUAAGUAUACUUCUGCUAUAAACACAAGUUAUAAAAAUUCUUCAAGUCGAUAGUGGAUUGCUGGACACUAGUAGGAGCAAUGCCACUUUAGUACACAGAAUAUGAAUUUACCACAGUCCUGGGAUUUAACCAUUGAAGUUCAAACAUCAUAUUAAGAAAACAGUUGUGCUGGAUGUCAUUAUUUCAGUAACCAUUAGAUAUUUGGAUAUGUAUAUAUACGUAGGUACAUAUGUGUAUAUGGUACAUUUUUUACUGUAUAAACUGAAGCACUGUUUGAACUGUAGAUAGACUUUGGGAGGAGUUAGGUAAUACUUUGCUGCCUAGAAACAUUUGUGUGUGUGCUGGUUUGUGGAGCUGUAUGAACCAAUGGAUUUGUAUGGGUUUGUAUGAAUGUUGUAUGUGUGACCCUAUUUUGGAAAAGAGGACCUCUUGUAUUCAUAAGAUUCUCAAAGAAUCUUACCAAAGAAAAGAACUGUCUUUUUAUAUUUUAUGACUCUUUGUACGUUUACAAGCACCAACACAAGCUGGGACAAAGUGAUUUUUGUAAAACAUGUACCUUGUUGGCUUAUGGUCCCAUUUCACACCCUCAGAUUUCAAUAUAUAAAACUGGCUUUAAUUGCUCAUCUGUGGAAAAUAAUGUUUGGGGUAAAACUUAAUUAGAUUCCAGUUCUUUCUUGAGGAGGGCCAGCACCUUUUGGAAAGCCUUAAGGAAGAUUCUGUGCACAGAAUGUUCUCCUUUUGAAAGGACCAGUGACAGCUGUCUCACCGCCUAAUUUAAAAUGCAUUGGCCAUGGGCCCCACAGGCUAAAGAUAAUAAGCAGCCAGAAUUAGGCCCUUUUUAUUAAAGGAAAACAUGCUUUUAUUGUGUCUGAGCAGCCACUCAGUGUGUAUUAGGUGAUCUCCCUAAACACUUAGAGCUAUGCGGGAGCAAAACAAGGAUUCAAAGUCUGCUUUCUCCUUUGAAGUUCACGUGUUCAGUAUUCCAGCUAAGAAAUAUGCAAGCACCACAGUACACAAAUGACCCUUUCCCUCCAAGGUACCUCCUUUUAAAAAUCUGCCCACUUCUUCCAUCAUUCAUUGUACAGACUGAAAAACCAAAGGACUAUGAAAUAACGCAUAGAUCUGCUGCAUCUGUUAGAUUUCUAGGAGCUUUACAAAAACUAGACCUACCUUUUUAAUAUGUAAUAGAGUGACUAACUUUGUGCUGAUCGUUCUGAAAAGGUCACUAUUUUUGUAUAUCAUAUCUAAAAAAGGGUCAUGUUUGGAUGUGGUCUUUCUGAAGUACCACUUCAGUAAAUAUAAAACAAGGAUACACUUUUUUGGGGGCUGUUAAACCUAUCAUUGAAACUUUGCAUUUUCCUGAAAGAAAAGCACCAUUGGUUUGGGAGGGUCCUCUUCUAUCUUAUUUUCCCAAGAAAGGGAGGAAAGACGCAUAUUUUCAGCAGGAAAGUAAGUCAUGUAAUUUAUUUCAUUAUCAGUUUCAUGUGUAGUAACAUUCUUAAUGUUAAAGCAUGCUCUCCCUUGAAAGUUACUGUGUCAUUUCUUUAAGAUUUAUUUUUUAUUAUCUUUAUUUACAUGUCUGUGUGUGGAUAUGUGCAUGAGAGUGCUGGUAUCUAUGGAUGCCAGAGGUGUUAUAUCUACCUGGAGCUGCAGUUAUGGACAGCUCUGAGCCACCUGAUGUGAAUUCUUGGAAUGGAAAUCCAGCGUGGGUUCCCAGAAAGGGGGGAGCCCGUGCUCUUAACUGCUGAGCCAUCCCUCCAGUUCUUACUAUGGCACUGUUCAAGCUUUAGGACUAUUUUCUGUUGAGGACAAACAAUUCUGAAUGCUGAGUGGAGAUGUUUGAGGAUACAUGGAAAGAGUCUUAGUAAUAAGGAAGGAGACUACAGUAUACUUGGAUAGCUAUAUAUUUUGUAAGGCACUGUAGGUUGUGGCAUUAACAGUUACAUACCUUUCCUUCCACUCUUUAACUGUCUAUAUUUAAUUUGCCCUAUCUCAUUGCCACUUUACUUCUUUUCAGCCAGUAACCUGAUAUUUGAAGAGAACAGAAGUUUGACAGUGUAUAUUUCCCACUGUUUUUUCCCCAGGCAAUUGACCAUGUUGUUAAGGUAUUCAAUUAUGACAAUUCAUUACACAGAACAAUUUACUUGAUCUGUAGUCAACUCCCAUCUCUUCUGGCAACUUACUUCUUUAGCUUUCUUUGAGAUUUUAAUCAAAGUGUUAUGCAAAUUGUUUUGGUUUCUGUAGCGAGUAUAUCUCAGCAAUUUUGAUGCAAGAAAUACAAGUUGGGGAUUUAUAAGCAGGCUAAGAAAGUAUACACAGGUUGAGGGUGUCACUAUGUAGUAGAACACUUAUCUAGCAUGCAUGUAGCCAUAGGCCCCAGUCCCACCAUUAGGAACAAAAAAACAUAAAUGAAAAUACACAAGUAAAAGGAAGCAGCGAUGCCAAGAGAACCGUGUUAGAAAUCCCAAAGCCUUUUUCUGCCACUUACUUGGGGCACUGUAUGUAGUUAGGUGCCUUGUCUAAUUCAUAGACUUGUCAUAGGAGUUAUUUGUAGGAUUCUUUAUUAUUUAAAAAAGUUUCCAAAUUUUAAGUUCCUACUAUGUACAUAGAAAAUUAUGCUCAGUUAACAUUUAAAACAAAACAAACACAUGUCAUAUGACGAUGCAGCGCUUGAGGUCCAGGACACUAGAUGGGUAAAAUGCAAGUGUAUACAUUUUAUAUUCUACCACCAAUUCUGACUGUGCUGUUUGUGCCUCGGAAGGUCUGACUUGAAAGAAUUUCCUACAGAGGAAUGGGUGGUGUAGCCUAGAAGCUCUCUUUAACACAAAUAUUUAUUUUGCUAACUGAAAAUAAAGGAUUGUGGUGCCAAUAACUCGAGAAAAGGGUCAGCCAGGCCGUAACUAUAUAGCAAAAAUGAACUGGGAAAUAGGAUAAUUUAACGCUGAUUUUGAUCCGUAUGUUAAUUUGGUCCUCAGAAGUGGGUUGCCUAUAGGAAUUGAAUUGUGAGGCCUCCCUUAAAUUAUUUACUAUGUCUCAAAUUAAUAGCUGGAACAACUAAGCCUCAAAUUUACCAAGGUCAUGUGAUCUUAGCAUAAAUGUGGCUAGGAAAGCAAGUGAGAAGGCAGGAUCAGGGCUUGGGGCUUACUUACCGAAGCUCAGCAUCUGAAGGUAAUUUCUACAUGUGCAUUUAAUGGCACUAACAAUGAGUAUAGUCUUAUCAACUUUUUGUUUUUUGCUUCCUGGAGUCUCUCUAAUCCUAAACCACCUUCAAUUCAGCAUGUGUCAUCAUCUCUCUCUAAGUAUCUCAUUCUGAUAAUGGAUUUUUUUCUAUGUCUGUUUAAUCACACGCAUGACCUCUUUUCUCCUGGGAAGGCAGACUUCCUCCAUAUCUCUGUCCACAUCUGUUCCUAGCUAAGAGCAUGGGGCUCAAUGAGACUUAACUCCACUUUGGAUAGAUGGGCUGACCUCAAGGUCGCUAGCAGCCAGAAUUGGGACUAUUCUGUAGUCUGAUGACAAGUCCAGCCAGGACAAGCUGCCACAAGAGUGCCUGUGCAAUAAGAAUGAAGUAUGGCUACAUGUAUCUUGCUUCCACUCCAUAAAUGGGACUGGUCAUAUGUUUUUAGUGUCAUAAAAAAUAAAAACCAAAGUAGUUCCUUCACGGACUUUGCCCGUGGUCAUAAGUCUUUGACUGGAGGUGCAUUCCCCUUAUUUUAUAAAUUGAAAGUGUUGAUGAAUUGGGACCUCAUGGAUGAUGCUGUUAGGAUUUAAAAGAAUAUUCAUUUCAUCUUCUUUAAAUAUUGAACCUUGUCCUUUUCAUCCAGUUCCCCUCACAAAUGACAAAGUCUCUCAUCUGCAGGAUUUCCUGCAUCUUCAUUUCCUUUUAGGCUAUCUGUUAUUCAUCCCUUCUGAAUUAGCUUUGAAAAGUUAUUUAAACGGAAAACCAAGUCUGUAUUUUUGUUUCGAAUUGGGGUGGAAGGAAGGCUGGUGAAUUGUAUGGUGCACAUGAACAGACUUAUCCUUGUAUUCAGAUUCAUCUGAAAGGCAACAUAGCUCUUUUGUUACAGAAUAACCACUUACUAAAAUGAAACUAGCCAAUGAGUGGAGGGUCUUACAUAAAGACCUAGAUCUUUCUGAAGUGCCCUAAUACACCCCCUCCUCUUAUGCUUUCAGAAAUGACAGGCACUCGAAAAGAAUUGAGAUGGGGAGAAACACCUGUGUGUAUGUGUAAACAAUUCAUAAAUAUAGAAUAAUGCAGUUCUGCUGAAAUUUUCUUCAUAUAUUUUUUGUGUGUGAUGUGUUCUUCAAUAUAUAAUCUUGCAUUGUGUACGAAGUAGCUGUGACUUAGCAAUCAGUUUAAAGAAGACAUAAAAACUCUAUACUGGUCUUCUGACUUCAGCAAAUGACCUUAUUACAACAUAUUUUAGUGGGAUGUCUGAUACCAUCCCCGAUGUUUUAGUAUCUAGGUGUAACUGGCAAUUGCCAGUAAAAUAAAUUGUGUCACUGAAUUUGGUUUAAGUUGAAUGUAGUAAUACUUAUAUGUGGAUAUAGUAAAAUAAGCAGAUUGAUUCAAAUAAUCAGUCUUGUCUGUGUCUUUUAGGACUUUAGUAUUUUAAUAUUAGAGGUGUCUUCUGAAGACUGUAGCAGCAGUAGACUCCUUUUGCUCUUGAAAAUUCAGUAUCGUUUGUAUUAUAUAGAUGUUCCAGGAAUAAGAGUGGAACACUUUAAGUGUAAUAGUUUGGUCUCAGACUCUGGUAAAGGAAAGUCCAGUCUAUAAUAAGGUAAGAGCUUUCCCAACUUGAAACUGCUUGGGGAGCUCUUGGAAGACAGGACUGAGUUUUAAUCUCUUGGAUGUAGCGGUACCAAACUAACAGAAUUUUUAAGAUGGAUUUUGUAGAAUCCGUGAAACAUGUUGAAAAGCCAUAUAUAAGUAGGGACUGGUCAAGCAUCACAUACUAGAGUGAAUAGAAUCUACUUCACCAAGAGGGUUUUCAUUUUUGCACAGUUUGCCAUAUUUAUAAAAAUAUCAUUGUAUCAUCAUUGGGUUAAAAAAAAGUUCAUCUUCCUAAUGGUACAUUUCCUAAGCAGCAAACCAGUGAAACAGCCCAACUAGUAACUUGUCAUUAUAGUCUGGCAGCUCCCUCCUACCUGAAGCUAAGGUAAACAAGCAACCACAGUUUAAUGUACUAUUGAAUUUCGAAGACUUGCUCAGUAAAUUAGUAUUACUAAGAAAGUUGUGCUCUUUUCUCUAUUUCUCCACAGUUACAAGUAAAACAAAAGUAUAAAAAUAAACCAAAUGAUAGGAAUCAGUUAAUAGUACUUUAAAAUCCUUUUCAUUUUUAUUAACAUUAAAUUCAACCCCAGUUAUCUCUUGCAUAUAAGAAAAAUUUUGAAAUACUUGCACACCAAUUGAGAGGCUUUGUAAAAAUGCCUUUUUGCCAAAAUCCAGUUCUUUGACUUCUCGCUAAGUAUUAUAUUUCCUUAGGGUACUUUGAGGUCUUUGAAAGAUAUGUCAGUGGCAGUUCUAGUCUUAGUGCAGAAGAUUUUGCUAAUCAUUUUACUAUAUUAAAAAAUGUUAUACUAUAAUAUUUUAUAAUAAAACAAAAUUAUCAAGUAUUCUGGCAUAUUACAUAUUAUUCUACCCAAACAUCACUUUCUAUAAGUCUAUUACUGUGUACACAUAUUUUUAAAAAACAUCACAGUGAGUAUUUUGGUCCUAGUGAGGAAGAAGAAUGCAAUAUAUGACAUUGAUUUUUCAUGAAAAUGUACUUAAAUGUAGGGCAGGGAAAUGAAGCUGUAAAUGUUUCUCUUCUCACGGGUGAAAUGACCAACGAUAGUUUGGAAAGAUCACCUUAAAUGUUCACCAGAGUUUAGCUUUUGUUAUCUGUUGUUCCUAGAGCAGGAAGGCCACCUGUCAGUUGAAUCUGCCUCUGAUUCACAGAGGGGGUUCACUCACAGUUCACUGCAUGGUGUAAUGACAUCUCUUCAGAAGCAAGACUGACUCCGAAACCUAGUGAUGCACCUUACUAUUUUUUAACUGCUCUUAUAAUACCCAAAACACUGUGAUAUUUCCCAUGUGUUUUCUGUAUUAGUUUUGUACUGUAGAAAAUAAUCUGCCACAAACUGGACUUUAUUGUGUUUAAAAUGAUGUCGCUGGCUUAUUGUCCCCCUGCUCCACAAUAUGGUCCACUUAAUAAUGUAAAACCUGUGAUAAUCCUUUGCCUUAAAAUCUGAUGCUAAAUCAUUAUUGUGUUCUCAUUAAUUACUCCUAGCUACUUGUUAAUUUCCCUUUAAAGCUAACUAUGGUGUCAAAUAAAAUAUUACACGAAUA
Molecule: messenger RNA, 9150 nt
Organism: Peromyscus leucopus (white-footed mouse)
Lineage: Eukaryota; Metazoa; Chordata; Mammalia; Rodentia; Cricetidae
Gene: Lancl3
Product: LanC like 3
Exons: 5
Coding region: 343-1605 (420 amino acids)
Biological process (GO): peptide modification; carbohydrate metabolic process
Cellular component (GO): plasma membrane
Source: RefSeq, a predicted model, not a curated record